ACCUUACGGAAAGACUUGAGUUGACAGCGAAAACAAAAAUGGCGUCUGCUGAUAUGGAGAAAGGCUAUCAACAGGGACCUCCCCCUGUGUAUCCAGGCAUGGAUCCUCCAUCAGGCAACAUGCCACCCCCACCCUACAGCCAGGCUAUCCAUGACCCCACAGAGCCCCCGCCGACCUAUGAGUCCCUGUAUGGAAGAGUGAAAGCUGCCAAGACACAGUCUAGUGGAGUUCCCGACUUCCUCAAGAGAUUCGCCCUCCUCCUGGCAGGCACAAUUGGUUGCACCAUUCUGAUUGGGCUUUUCAUGGCCAUCCCUGUUGCUAUGAUUGUAAUGGGUUCAAUCCAUCUGGAUAACUGCCCUGCCGAGCGCUACAUUCCAAUAUAUCUGCUUGUUGCUGGUAGUGUGUGGUCAUUACAAAGUUUAAUGAGUUUAGUGAAGCGAUGUUGUUGCCAGAAAUCGGAGGAGACAGAAGGAGAAGAGGGAAAGAAGAAAACAAACCCAUGUGAGGCCAUCCUCAACACGUUCAUGUUUGCCUGGUUCAUCGCAGGUAAUGUGUGGGUAUACAGAACCCAUGGCCACUUCAGCUCAGAUCCGACGUCGCAGGACUACUGUGACCACACACUGUACUGGUUUGCAUUCUGGCUGAUCACAGCCACCUACAUCAUGUUCGGCAGCUUGUGCUGCUGCAUGACCCUCAGUGGCUGCAUCGCCAUGUGUGUCGACAGCAAGUAGACCGCAAGGAGACAGCAUCCUCCCAUCCUGAAGUCAGUGCUGUUGGUGCAUGGAAACAUUACCUCCGUGCCUGUCCAAGACUGGCAGAUAUCAGUGGGACUCUUGACAAAGUGUUUUUUUAGUGGAUGAAUUUCAGACCUGUUUGAAACUCUGGAAUGGUUCUGCUGACUUUAUAUGCCAUGAUAUACUAACAACUAACCAUUGGCAUGAUCAGUGGUGAAUUAUAAUCCUCAGCAGCCUAAAUAUGACUGUAAUCCAGCCAUAUCACUUCAACAAUUCUUGUCUUGCAGAUCAUCUUUAUUACCUACAGUGUAUUUAACAUGAGACAAACAGCUGAGAGAGAUACAAUGUUCAAAUUGAGUAUGAAAGUCAAGGGGUCGUUGUCCCAGCCCUGAUAUUUAAACGGACAUUAGAAUGUGCUUGGGAACUCCAGGAUAGUUCUUGUCAUCUUGCCUUUCGGGUGGAUUGUGUUGAGCUCAAAGGCCCAUUUAAUCACAUCAGUAUAUGUGGAGUUAUAUAUAUAUCAGUCUAAAGAGAGCAAUCAAGCCCGAAACUAGUUACUGUUACCUCAGAGAAUAUUCUUAGGUGUUAGCCCAACACACAUCAGCUCAUUUUCACCUAAUAUUUACAGUUACAACUGUAGUGUUUAUAUCCCCAGGUUCAACUAUCACAGAAAACCCCAAGGACCCCAGACCCCUUUAUUCAAACACUGGAAAUAGAGUUUGCUCUCUUCCUUUUCUUCAUCUUCAUCUUACACAGAAUGUGCGAGGCACUGCUCAACUCACUUACCCAAAGCAAUCUACCCAAUAUUUAAAGUAUUGUUUUGAUGAGUAGUUAUAUCUUAUUUAAUGUAGUGUAUUGUGUUAUCAUGAGUUCGGCAAGUUUUGAUAAAAACACUUUUUUCCCAGAAUUUACAAAUUAAAUCUGCUGACAUCUAUUAAUAUAUUCCAUGAAUAUGUAUGAUAAGUAAUCUUUAAUGAUUGACCAUGACAUCAGGUUUUGAUAUAACAGACUUCAAGGGACAAUAACUGAGUUUGUGAUUAUAUAGAAUUCAAUCUUCCUAAGGCAAGGUAGUUGACAGACUGGAACUAUUUGUUUUUCUAAUCCAUCCAAGAAAAUAGUCGCCUUAGUGCCCACAUGUGUUACGAAACAACUGGUACUUGUAUCAACACAUUAAAUUCACUGUCAUUUGUAAGCAUGCAUAUUUACAAAUUGCUGAUGUGACACUAGUGUCAGAUUACUUAGCUGAAUAUGCCAGCUAUAUUAUACUAUACUGUUCUGUAAUAUGAAAAUAAUAUCAUAUCAAUACUGGUAUGAAAUGCUGAAAAUAAGUGGUUGGAUCAGUUUUUACCGGAAAAUCUUAACAGCUGCUUAGAUUAUAACAAAUUAAUUUGUUCAUGAGCACAUGGUGUUCCACCUCUUUCAUGGAGGCAGCCAUUGUGGUUAACUACAAAAAGGCAAACUGGCUACUGGUUAACUGUAAAACUAGGACUGAUCCGAGUCUAACAAAUUAAAAUGAACACAGGUUUCUUCGGCUAAUGCUACACAAAUCCUGUGAUUUAGUUAAAUGAUAAUAAAAUAUUAUAUAUCAUAUGUUAUUCAAUCUAAUAUGAGGCUUCUUUACAGAUGGCAUUGUAUGGACACAGGUUUUUAGUCAGUUUGCCAUGAUGUACAGUCAGUGUUUGUGACUGUCUGAUGUUAAUCAGGGGCGUGGGGUAGCUUAGUGGUUAAAGCUGUUGCCUGUCACUCUGAAGGCCUGGGUUUGAUCCCCACAAGGGUACAAUGGUUGGAGCCCAUUCCUGGUGACCCCGCUGUAAAAGUUUUGGUUUUUUGCUGAAAGCAGCGUAAAACGAUACUCACUCAGUCACACUAAAUGGUGAUCCCUUGUGCCCUGAAGUGAUUGGUGCUCUCAGUAUGGCUGAUCAAUGAAGUCUCAGGGUUUUUUGAAGGAACUGUAAAUCACUGAUGGUGUCAGGUGCUUUGCAUUGGAUUAUGUGGUUAAUGUUUCUGUAGAAACAACAUCUAAUAUAAUGUUUCAGUUGAGAUGAUAAAUAAAUCAAGUCAAGUCUUGUGUCAGUAUGUUAAAGAAUACUGUAAAUGUUGGCCUUCUUAUUGUGUGACUGAUUCUGAUCAACGUUGUUACCAUGGCUACUGGCAUUAAACUCAUUGCAAUACAAUAGAUAAGUUUAUUAUCAACACCAUACAGUCAUUGGUGAUAACUUUUUUUUCAAUAAUUUAUUUUAGACUCUGAUUUUCAAAUUGCUUCAGUUUAGGAUUGGCAAAUCAAGAACUGCAAAAGUAACAUGCUUGAAGAAAAUAUCUUUUCUGGAUAUUCUGCCUGGAUAACUUUAUAAAAAAUAAUAAUGUAUAAUUGUUCAUUUUGCCUGAGGUCAGAGUCACUGAACAAUAAAAAUAACAUGCCCCUCAGUUUGUGAUUAAUAUUGGUCUCCAGGCCCUGAUUUAACAUGUGCCCCAUCAUUUUCUCUGGUGACAAGCCACUUGACUCCUAGUACUCAGUCAGACUGAAUCAGCCAUUGUUAUUUGUGUAUAUAUUACCAUGAUUAAGCGCCUACUACAUAUGCAGUAAUGGUAACAGUAUGGUUAAGGGAGAAGUCAGAGCAGCUUGAAAAUUAACUUUUGACCCAUAACGUUUCCAAUGUCAGUAUGUAUCUAUUUAUGCUAUAGUUGUCUCCCUUUAGUAAGUUAUACAAACUCCUCACAUAUAUCCCGUUUGCAGAGCUCUCUAUACUAUCGCUGCCACCAGUCAAAACUCCCCACAGUGAUAGAUGAUCACAUCCAUGCUUGGAGUUGAACUCACAGCCGAAUGACCGUUAUGUUUACAAACAACUGACGACUGUCGUGUCGCCGAAUACACUUACGCCUGCUAAAUUACUUUCUUUCUUUGUCAAUUUGAAUUUCUAUUUCAUUACAACUAUCAUGUAAUUGAUAUAGUAAGAAUGUAAGGGAGAAGUUAGUGGAUUUUCCAUUCGUCUGUAAUCUCGAACCAAUCUGAUUGAAGAAACAAAAAGGUAAAUUCAUCUGGGAAAUAUGGUCAGUCGUAAACCUUUUCAAACUUCACUAUGAUGGCAUUCCCAAAGACAUAAACAAAAGUGUCAACGUUACUACAUUUGGGGUUAGAGGGCAAAUUUCAAGUUUUUGUAAUUGACGCACCCACACUGGUGGCAGCGAUGUUACAGAGAGUGUAACAGAGGUGUCACGCGCUGGGAAGGAGCUUGAGUUAUAUAUUGUGUGGAAAUGUUCUUUGAUAAUGAAAUAGGAUAUUCUGCUUCAUAUGGAAAGCUGUACACACCAUGUUAUUUUGUCAUGUGCUGUUUAUGUAUAUAUAUGCAAUAUAGCUUCAGUGGUGAAUGUUGUGAAAGUUCUUGUGUGAGCCUUUAUUCACAGUGUGUCUUUUUGUAGAUAUUUGUGAUAUUUGAAGUGAUGUAUGCUCUAUUUUACAAAGGGAAUGGUUGUUUGCUCAUGUUAAGUGCUGGAAUAUGCUAACAACUGAAGACAUUGCCAAGGACAGAUUACCAGCUACAUCUGUGCCUUUUCACAUUACUCCAGGAGAAUAUUUGGUAAAUAAUUCUUGAUUUUCUAUUCUAUAGAUCACUUUGGAUGAUGAUCAUAAUGAUUACUAUGUUAUAAAAUAUACUAAACAAAAGAAAAGUUAGUGUUCAUGAAUAGUUUUGGGGAUAUUUUUUGUAGUGAUACUGUGCACACAAUUUGAUAAAAAUUAUCCCCUAAAAUAUUCAUGAUCCGUAACAUUUUUUUGUUCAUUAUCAUUAAACUUGUGUUCAACUGGACAUCAAUAUCAGAACCUAGGACUGUAGCAGUUAUGAGGGGGAUUGUUCUUUGAAAACAGUCCUAGCCAAUGAUCGUUGUCUACAUGCUCACUAAACUUCAUGCUAUGGUAUUUCUUUUUGGUAAUGUUUUUGUUGUUGUGUGUUUCCUGACCUGUACAUUCCAUUUAUUUUAAGCAUUAACACAUCAGUGUGUGCUUGUGUGACCUACGGACAUGAGUUCCCUUUAAGCAUUAACACAUCAGUGUGUGCUUGUGUGACCUACGGACAUGAGUUCCCUUUAAGCAUUAACACAUCAGUGUGUGCUUGUGUGACCUACGGACAUGAGUUCCCUUAAGCAUUAACACAUCAGUGUGUGCUUGUGUGACCUACAGACAUGAGUUCCCUUAAGCAUGGUAAAUGAAUCUCAAUAAAGUUGUUAUGCUCAAGACUUAAAAAUAUAUACUAAACAAAGCUCAAUUUUGUAUUUUGGUAACAGACCCAAAUAUUAAAGAGAUAUGAUAAGUUGAAAAUUUGUUCGAAUACACAUCACCAACUAUUUUGCCAUAUCCUGGCCUUGAUAUGUAUUUAACAGCUGCAACAUACAAUGUGCUGAUUAAGCUGUGGUUGUGACACAAAGUUGGGGACCAACCAUUUCAUACUCAGGCAUGGGGAGUUUGGAACUUCUGUGAGAGACAGAAUACUACUUCAUUACAUAAAAUGAGUUUUUGUGCAAUUUACUCUCCCUGAACAUGCUGAAUGUCAGUGUUUCAGCAUGUUCAGAAAAAUAUUGCAUGUAAAGCCAAAGGCGAAAUAUUAUUGUCUUCCAAGCCAUUCUUAUUUCUGUUUCUGAAAGAAGAACAUUUUUCAGGAUGUCCAGCAAUAUUAGUGUGUGUGUGUGUGUGUGUGUGUGUGUGUGGGUAAACUUCACCCCCACAACACUACAUCCCAAACCCCCACCACCCUCAGCCUGAAUAUGGAAUAGUCGGUCCCUUACAGUAUAUGAUGUAACAAUGUACAUUACAUUGUUACAUCAUUGUCAUCAGCUUUGCAUAAACUUAGGAUAACAUGUUCGUAUCGACUCCAUGUCUUGACGUGCACCAAUUUCUGCAUUCAUUAAUGUUCAUGCCUAUCCUACUAUUCAGAUAAAAAGUCACUAAGUUCAUUUGACUUCAGCACAAGUGUCUGUUGCAUGUUGGAUGCCUGUGUUUCUUAUACCACAUCAUGACGUUCAUUUCACAUCACAACAUGCACCCAGUAUGCACUUGCAGCAAAUGAUAAGUAUUCAAGGACAUUUCAUUUUUUGGAAUUCUCUAUAAGGGAUAAUGAAGUUGAGGAUUUCCCAAUCUUCACACUUGAAUUUACAACAGACAUGCCACAUUCCAAGGUAGACCAAUCAACUUUCUAAAAUGAUUAUGAACAACUUUUAAAGUGGUUGAUUCUCAUGUUAGCACUGGUCUAGGAAUUUACACGUAGUAAUCUUAAGAUUCAGACCGUUAAGAUAUUAAGAACUUUUUGUUCUGUCCAGCAGGAGAUAGCCAGAUGUUUGCAGAAAUGUUUUCAAUAAUGUGAUCAGUUAUUUCAUCAACUAUCAACAUCUUGUCACAUGAAUUAUCCAACAUCUUCAGGACAUGAUUUCGCCAGUGCAAGAAUACCUCAUGCAUGUUGUAACUAUAGUAACUGAGGAUCCGGUGGUCACAAUGGCUGCAGGGUAUAAAUAGUGUUUGGAUGACGACCACAUGGAAAAGCUGCUCUGGUAUCUGUGUCCUACUUGAUUCUGUGUCACCUUACCUCACUGAGCGCCCAGGGACCUGUCACACAGAGCCAUCUUAGCGCUAAGAGGAUUGUAACUCCCAUAUUACAGCAGUCGUAUCGCUAAGAUUGCUUUGUGGAGCAGGCCCAGUCCUGCUCAAGCUACCUUAUGUCAACCCAACUUACUCACUCACUUGUAAGUUUGUCUGUUGCUUUACAUGCUAUUCAUGUUCAAGAAAUAAUGUCUUGUUUAACAAGUGAAGUCAGAACAGAAACUGAUCCUGAAAUUGUUUGUGUAUAUAUGUAUUUCUGUUUUUUUAUGGAAUAUAUUUUGUAAAGCAACUGUGAGUCAAAUGUUCCUGUUUUGGUGUUGAAAGAUUGUGAAAGAAUUCUAAGGUUAAUUUACAUGCAACUAUUUCUAAGUUGUUAUGUUAUUAUAAAGAAUUAGCUCAAGUGUCCUCAACAAUGUGAUUAUGCUCCAUGGGAAUUUGUUUGAAGGUUUUUAGAUGUGUCCAAGUGUACAUUGACUUGCCUGUAUUGUCACUCGAUCUGAUUCUGUUAAUGCAGUGAGAUUACCUUUUUUGCAAUAAUAUAUUUAUAUGUAGUUAGAUAGAGAAAUAUGAAAUCAAUGUAUUGAUAUAUUUGUGCAUGUAGCUAGUGUAUCCAGUAUUAAUUUUUACAAUUCAAGGAAGCAGAGUAACAGGCUGUUGUACAAACUUCAUGUAAUCUUAACUAUUUCAGAGCCUUGUUUAUUAGGCACAUGGGGAAAAAAUAACUGUUUUCAUUGGUAAAUAUUCUAGAAAAUAAUUAGUUACUCAAACAUUGAUCAAACUCCUUGAUGUUCAUUAACUUUCUCACAGAAGUAUAUUUUCAUAAAAAUAAGAAUAAAGAUUUACCAAUUCUGAGAUUUGAUUUUAUCUACAGGCAACAUGAAGUCAGUUAAAAUCAUAAUGUUUGUGUGCUGAGGAUAUUACCUGCUUAUUACCUUGGUUUGAGCGUUUCAAGGUGAUUGUCAAGCAGAGUGGAGAAUUCUUUCACCUGAUUGGCUGAUGAUAUGCAUUGUGUAAGUCUCUACCGGGUAUACUAUUUUGAUGUGAAGCAUUGUGUAGGAGUGGUUUUAUAAUAUGAUUUGCAACAUCCGCACAUGUGUUAUUGGUGCUUCCUUUCAGGACUGCAUUAAGUAUUAUAUUGUAUUGUGUUGACCAUGUGACAGUCGAACAUAUGAUUUGAAAACUUCAAUAAAAAAUAAUCUUCAUUCAAAGCUGCGACUGAAAUAAGAAAGUCAUUUAUUAUUGCACGUUAUUUAACACCGUUGAGCCAAACCUAAACUGGUUGUAUCAGUGAUAAGUGAUGACAGAGUCAAAAAAGGAAAUUAAAGAAGUCAUAAGAACGAAGUUAUAAUAAGUAAUACAUUGUGAGUAGGAUGAAAUAUGCAACUUAUCUGAAGAACGAAUCCAAAACAUUCAGAUUAGGUACUUUGUGUUGAAAUGAUAACUUUGAAAAAAAGUCAAAAUGUAUGGGUAACAUGCUUUGCUGUUUAGAUAAUAGGUUGCAAGAUCAGUGACAGUCCCUAUUGUUUUAUGUAUGUCAAAACAAUUCAGUUCACAAGAAAGUUUCAUACUCGUUUUCUCAAUAAAUAUAUGUCAUAGAAAUGAGGGGGGGCACAGGUGGCCCAGUCAUCUAAGGCGCCGCGAUUCGCUGUGCAGAGUUGUGUCCUUUGGGCACGCCAGAAACCUAUGAUUGUGGGUUCGAAUAUCGGUUCGUCCUGACUGUGUUUCUAGGUUUGUCAGCACCAUACCUGUGCUUGUGGGUUUCACCGAAGUGGUAAACGUCUGAGACCUGCAUCACUUCGGGCUUUCCUCCCACAUUAAGCUGACACGCCGCGAUAUAACUUGAAUACUGUUAAAAGCGGCGUUAAACCCAACUCACUCACUCAUAGAAAUGAAUCUUCCAGGUCAUUGUGAAAUUGGUUUUGUUUGUAGGUAAUACCAGUGUUACACAGGUUACACAACUUAUUUUUUGCUGUGUGAAGCUUUCCAAGAUAGACUUUGUAGACUAUUCCUUGCAUGUACUAUGUGAAUAAAAUUAGUGUAGUAAUGAUAAGGCGAUACAAAGCCCACGAUACAAUAUAUUGAAUUACAACCCUGUAUCGAGAUACAUAGAAUACAUUAUAUUACAAGUUAUGUUCGUGUAAAACACAUGAAUAUUAACAGAUUAGUUAUUAUCAGUUUUUGAACAGUAAAUCAGUGAUAGGCUUUGGUAAUGUCCUCUCAACUUCUUUGUAAUAAAAACAUUAAAGAGUUGGGCAGUGUUUGUCAUGUUAUAAGCUUGUGGUUCACCCGCAAAAAGAAUAAAUAUCAAUAAAAGUACUGUAUUGGGAUACAAAUCGUGUCACAGUAUUGGGAUACGUAUUGUAUUGCCACCCCACCAUUUCGUUACACCUCGAGAAUAGAUCUUCAGAAGGCCAGACCAGUAGCUUUCUACAAAAUAAGUAGUUGUUCUAUGAAGAUACAGGAUUAGGGAAUAGGGCUGUUUCCAACACUGUACAAGUGUUCAUGCACAGAUAAAUAUAUGUAUGCAGGCGUAAGUAUUGGUCACGUGGUGGCACAUGGUCCUAUGUUCAGGGCACAGGUCACAAAUCAGAUGAAGUUAAGCAACCUUGGUCGCAGAGAGUAGUUGGAUGGGUGACUGUGUUCAGCUAGAGUCCUGCGAGUUUCUGGGGCUUAGGUCCUGCCCAAACUGAAGCACAUGUAGCACGUGUGUCCUUAGGGAAGUGACUGUUUCAAAUAUGCCUUCAUUCAUUUUGCAGUAAAAACGGGUACCCGGUAGGAUGAGAUGGGAAUGGGACUUAACCUUCUAGCGUAUGACAAGGCAGUUUGGGUUGUAUACUCCCCAGGGACCUGAGAAUGAAAAUCGAGUUCACACUGAUGGAUUGACCGAUGUAAUAAUGUUAGCGCUUUGAGCAUGCACUGAUUCUAUGGACACUAGUGCAAUAUUAAUAUACAUAUUAUGUUAUAUAUAUUAGAAUAUUGAAUGUACAAGGGUAGAUAAAUCUAAAUAGGAACAUACAAUGUAUUGUCUAGUGGAAAGAAGAAUGUCUGGUAUGAAACACUAUGAAUACAAUGGCUGGAAAUGUUUUAAGCCUUUCAUGGUCAGAUGGAUGGACAUGAGCCUUCUUGUACAUAGAGAACUUCUGUAUAAUCCUCUACAUGUGUUAUAGUGACCGUGUUGUCAACUGUGUAUUGUACAUAAGAUCUGUAUGUUUUAUUCUGUUGAUAGGUAUAUUCUCUGCAAUAAUUUGAAUAAAAUAUCUGUUUACAUUUAAGUGUU
Messenger RNA from Haliotis rufescens (red abalone), 9595 nucleotides. Its product is annotated as transmembrane protein 272-like. The record is from RefSeq and is a predicted model, not a curated record. Bases 39 to 731 code for a protein of 230 amino acids. Lineage: Eukaryota; Metazoa; Mollusca; Gastropoda; Lepetellida; Haliotidae. The transcript is spliced from 6 exons.